Molecule: messenger RNA, 597 nt
Organism: Polistes canadensis
Lineage: Eukaryota; Metazoa; Arthropoda; Insecta; Hymenoptera; Vespidae
Exons: 2
Coding region: 151-489 (112 amino acids)
Source: RefSeq, a predicted model, not a curated record
UGUUACGUACUACGUAAUUCAGUGAACUCACUGUUUGUGGUGCAUUCUUCUAAGUAGUCCGAAACUGAUUAUUUUUACUUGUCAUUAAAAAUGGAGUUUCCAAGUGAAAUUUAAGAAGUUAUACCAAAUAUAAAUAAGAUUGGAAGCAGAAUGGAUUCCGAAUUAACAUGCGAGUAUCAAAACGCGUACAAUAUACAGGUUCUUAAAUAUGACAAGCUAGUACAGAGAUCUUUGAAUCGAGUUGCAGUAGUCAACGGAUUAUUGAAAUCUAAGUUACUAACGAUAGAGACUCGUGAAAGAUUGGAAGGAGAAAUGCGAGAGAUUCAACGUAUCCUUAUGAUUAACAAGCAACAAUUAGAUCGUUUGCGAAGGAAAGACAGAGGACUAUUUAGUACGACAAUUUUCCUAUUUUUAUUUUGCUUUUUGACUUACGUCUCGUAUUAUAUUUUUACUAUUGAUUUUUCUAAAGUUUUUGCAUAUGCAAUGUAAGAAAAUGUAUGAACCAAAGCUGUAUUAUGUGUUUCAGUAUUAUAAAUAAUUUUUAUAUCAUUUAACUAUUUUUCUAUCGUAGAAUUAUAUUGAUUUUUUCAUUAAUAA